This is a messenger RNA of Alligator mississippiensis (American alligator), 1912 nucleotides long. Its product is annotated as interferon-inducible GTPase 5. The transcript has 2 exons. Gene Ontology annotation, molecular function: GTPase activity; GTP binding. Gene Ontology annotation, cellular component: membrane. NCBI's taxonomy places the organism in Eukaryota, Metazoa, Chordata, Crocodylia, Alligatoridae. The record is from RefSeq and is a predicted model, not a curated record. Bases 267 to 1424 code for a protein of 385 amino acids.
GCCUGGGAGGAAAAUGAAACAGAAAGCAGCAGGCCACGGGAAGAAGCUGGGCGUCCAGGUUGGCAGGCCAGAGGCCCCCUCACUGUGCCCUGAAACAGAGUGAGAGACCCUGCCCCACUCAAGCAGGAGUCUGGAGGAAUAAGAGACACUCUCACAAAAAGGAGGAAGCUGGCAAAGGCGGACGGAUAAUGCACGUGUAGACACACCGGCACUCAUCUCCUCCCCGAACCACCGUGAACCAUCCUGUCAAACCAGCCACGGUGACCAUGGCUUCAGAUGCCUUUGGAGAAGCUGUUCAUGAGGGUGACCUGGCUAAAGCCCUCUUCCAUGUGCAUGAGAGGCCCCUUGAGUCAUUCCUCCAUGAGCCUGUGGACAUUGCAGUAGUGGGCGAGGCAGGUGCCGGGAAAUCCUCCUUCAUCAAUGCCCUGCGGGGUCUCAGGGAGGAAGACGAGGGGGCAGCUGAGACCGGGCUGGUGGGUGGGCAGCAGGACCCCAUGCCUUACCGCCACCCUGGCCUGCCCCUCGUGACCCUGUGGGAGCUGCCGGGGGUGGAGACCCCACUGAGUGCCCCCCAGAAGGAGCCUGACCUCAGCCACUAUGACUUCUUCAUCAUCGUGGGCUCCCAACGUUUCCGCUCGGCCCAUGCCAACCUGGCCCACAGCAUUGAGGGCCUGGGCCGGCGGUUCUUCUUUGUCCGCACCAAGGUGGACCUGGACUUAGAGGCCUCCCGAAGGCAACGUCCAGGAAGCUUUAAUGAGGCUGAGGUACUUCACCGCAUCUGGCAGGAUUGUGACCAGGGCUUGCGAGGCGAGGGAGUGGCCCAACCCCAGGUCUUUGUGGUGGCCAACUGGGAGCCCAACUGCUACAACUUCCCCCUCCUGCAGGAGAUCCUCAAGAAGGAGCUGCCAGCAAUCAGGAGACAAGCAUCCCUCCUCAGGCAUCUCCCCAUGUGCUCACGCAUCCUGGACCAGAAGCAAUCCUCCCUGAUGUGGGAGGUCUGGAAAGUCACCCUGUUGAGCAGCCUCCUGGCUGCCCUUCCUAUCCCCGGCUUGUCCUUCAUCUGCACCUACUUCCUGUUCCGGGCGCAACUUGCCCGCUACUGCAAGAGCUUUGGCUUGGAUGAGCGGUCCCUCGCUGCACUGGCCUGGCGCGUGGGGCAGCCCGUGGGUGAGCUGCAAGCUGUGAGGGAGCACCCGGGAGUGACACGGGUCCCAUGGCUCAAGCUGAUGGCAGAUGCAGCCAGUGCUGCAGCCAUAUUGGUGGGCAGGUGGAAGGGUUUCACCAUUGUUGGCUGCCUGGUAUCUGCUGGGCUGGCAUUCAUCCCCACCUACGCCCUGCUGCGGAAGGCAGUGAGGUACCUGGCCAAGGACACCCAGAAGGUCCUACACCAAGCUCUGAAAGCGGAGGGGAAGAAGUCCAUGUAAUAACCAUCCCAUUAGUGCAGGGGUCCGGCUGGGCACCAAAGAAGAGAGGCAGAGCCCCCUCGCUUCGCCAAGCAAACUGUGAGGGCUUUUUGCCCCUAGCCCACACAGGGAGACCCCCUGUCUUUGCUCUAUGGGACCUGGGGAUGAAUUUCGAGCACUCAAGAAUCCCUGCUUUGAAACCAGUAAUUUCAGCUUCCGCCCCAAUUCUUACCUUCUCUCCAUGGAGUUUCCAUGGCCGCUCUACCUGGCUCUGCGGGUCCCCCCCAAAAUGUGGGGUCUGGGGUGGUCACCCCAAUUCGCCCCUCCCCCUCCCUUAGGGACAGCCCUGACUGCAAGAAUGCUUUGAAGAUGCUGGACUAAAGGCCUUUGCACACGACAUGUGUUUUGCCCCUUUUUGUGCUGCAAAGCUUUGAUUGUUUGCAUGAGUGGGUUUUUAUGGAUGCUUUAAAAGUCUUUCUAGUGCAUUAAAAUAAAACUCCUCAAACAUA